Molecule: messenger RNA, 703 nt
Organism: Kockovaella imperatae
Lineage: Eukaryota; Fungi; Basidiomycota; Tremellomycetes; Tremellales; Cuniculitremaceae
Exons: 1
Coding region: 75-524 (149 amino acids)
Source: RefSeq, a predicted model, not a curated record
GGUAGACUCAAGACUGGUCCGUACCGCAACGAGCCAGCCCCCCAUUUCCAUCAUGCACAACGCCAACCGUACUCAUGGGACAGACUCUUGAUCAGUUGAGUAGAAAGCCACGUCAUGUAGAAUCGAGCCGCGAGCCGGGUUUGGUUCGAACACCUUUCUUCGAGGAGGCACAACCUGAUUUUCCUCGCGCUUCAAGCCUCAACCGACGACGAGUGGAGAAGCAAAGACUUUCGGCACAAUGGACAUGGAAGAUGAUGAUGCCUUCCUGUAUGGAGAGGAAGCCACUUCUUCGGCUGCUCCACAAGCCUCCCUUCCGAGCACGUCGACGACGGCCGCGGCGGCCGCUUCGAGCUCAAAAACGAAUGGUAUCUCUGGCAGUGCCGCCGGAGCAAGUUCAAGUGGACUGUCUGCGUCUAUGGCAGCGUGAGUGGAGCAGCUUGAGUCACACGGAAGAUCUACUUCUUCUUUUCCCUCUCUCUCUCUCUCUCACCAGAGGGAUGUCUGAUUCUUGUAUUCAAGAGUGAACGUUUGCUCGAUAUAACAAAGAUGGGCUCUAUGCCUUGCAUUCCAGCAUUACUGCGCGACGUUCAAGCCGGAGUUAACUGACAGGCCUUUCAUAGAUCCCUCGCAGCGUACGGUAUAGAUCCGACUGAGGCGCAAGCCGCUGCGCAGCCUGAAAAUACCGAAGACGGCGGAGUGGAAG